This is a messenger RNA of Phascolarctos cinereus (koala), 4152 nucleotides long. RefSeq names its product acyl-CoA synthetase bubblegum family member 1 (gene ACSBG1). Gene Ontology annotation, molecular function: long-chain fatty acid-CoA ligase activity. NCBI's taxonomy places the organism in Eukaryota, Metazoa, Chordata, Mammalia, Diprotodontia, Phascolarctidae. Gene Ontology annotation, cellular component: endoplasmic reticulum; membrane. The record is from RefSeq and is a predicted model, not a curated record.
GCUGGAAAGGACAGCUCCCACACUGGACAACCUGCAAUUCCCAGACUUUAUGAGCAUGCUUCAAAACAGGGAGGGGGGAGAGGAGUUGGCUUUGGUGGGACUUUUGUCUCCUCCCCCCACUGCCUUAAGUUCUCUAGUUACUGUGGCUGCCUGCAAGUGCUCAGUCAGUCACUUUUAUGCUUCUUGGGAUCCGUUAUCCAGUGCUGCCCAGUCAGCUCCUCAGGACCCCUUCAGCAUGCCUGACAGUGAAGAAAACCUCAAGAAGAAAGACUUGGAUGGGAGUUUAGGGAAGACUCCAGAAGGCUUCGAAACCAGCAUCCUGCCUGCCCAUCAGCAUCUCUCCAAAGAGUCCCUCAACAAUGCCUUGGAUAACCUGUACCUUGAGAGGGCAGAGGAUAAAGAGGAAGUCUCUGCAGAGUCCCUGUGGACCACAUCGGCUGAUGGGCUGGUCAAGAUCCGGAUGGACCACACCUGCUCACAAACCCCAAAGACUGUGCACCAGGUAUUCCUAGAGAGUCUGGAGAAGUAUGGAAAUCUGACCUCCUUGAGCAGCAAACGGGAUGGGAAAUGGGAGAGGAUCACCUACUCUCAGUACUACCUUCUCUCCCGAAAAGCUGCCAAAGGUUUUUUGAAGCUUGGCCUGGAGCGUUUCCACAGCAUCGCCAUUCUCGGAUUCAACUCCACGGAGUGGUUCAUCUCUGCUGUGGGCACAGUCUUUGCUGGAGGUAUCCUCACAGGAAUCUAUACAACCAGCUCCCCUGAAGCUUGCCAAUACAUUGCCAAUGACUGUAAGGCCAACAUCAUCCUGGUGGAUACCCAGAAACAGCUGGAAAAGAUACUGAGGAUCUGGAAGAACUUGCCAUACUUGAAGGCUGUUGUGAUGUAUAGAGAGACCCCGGCAGAGAGAAUUCCAAACGUAUAUACGAUGGAAGAGUUCCUAGAGACAGGGAAUGAGGUUCCUGACUCCACUCUGGAUGACAUUCUCAACUCUCAAAAACCCAACCAGUGCUGUGUGCUCGUCUACACAUCUGGUACCACCGGCAACCCCAAAGGCGUGAUGCUGAGUCAGGACAAUAUCACUUGGACAGCCAAGUUUGGCAGCCGAGCUGGGGACAUCCAGCCUGCUGAGAUUCAGCAAGAGAUUGUGGUGAGUUACCUGCCCCUCAGCCACAUCGCUGCUCAGAUGUAUGACCUUUGGACAGGAAUCCAGUGGGGGGCCAACGUUUGCUUUGCUGAGCCUGACGCCCUGAAGACAAGCUUGGUGACUACGCUGAGGGAGGUGGAACCCACUGCCCACAUGGGCGUGCCCAGGGUGUGGGAGAAGAUCAUGGAAGGGGUCAAGGGGGCAUCAGCUCAGGCUGGGUUCUUCAAGAGGAAGAUGUUCCUGUGGGCAAUGUCUGUGACCAUGGAACAAAACCUCAGCUGCCCAAGCAGUGACCUGAAACCUUUCACCAUGAGACUGGCUGACUACUUGGUUCUGGCCAAGAUCCGCAAGGCCCUGGGAUUUGCCAACUGCCAGAAGAAUUUCUAUGGCGCGGCCCCGAUGACCGCAGAGACCCUGCAUUUCUUCCUGGGCCUCAACAUCCGCCUUUAUUCGGCCUACGGGCUGAGCGAAUCCUCAGGCCCACACUUCAUGUCCAGCUCCUACAACUACAGACUUUACAGCUCUGGAAAGGCGUUGCCAGGCUGCAAGGCAAAGCUGGUGAACGUAGAUGCUGAAGGCAAUGGGGAGGUCUGUCUGUGGGGCCGGACUGUCUUCAUGGGCUACCUCAACAUGGAGGAGAAGACAAGAGAGGCCAUAGAUGAAGAUGGCUGGCUGCACACAGGAGACAUGGGGAAACUAGACAAUGAAGGCUUUCUCUAUAUCACUGGGAGACUUAAAGACUUGAUUGUAACAGCUGGAGGGGAGAAUGUGCCCCCCUUUCCCAUUGAGGAGGCCGUGAAGAUGGAGCUCCCCAUCAUUAGCAAUGCCAUGUUGAUUGGGGACCAGAGGAAGUUUCUGUCCAUGUUGCUGACUCUGAAGUGCACUCUAGAUCCAGAGACCUCAGAUCCGACGGAUUAUCUCACCGAUGAAGCCCUGGAGUUCUGCCAGAAGGUUGGCAGCAAAGCCACCAAAGUGUCUGAGAUAGUAGGCAGAAAAGAUGAGGCCAUAUACCAGGCAAUUGAAGAAGGCAUCCGGAAAGUCAAUGAGAAAGCUGCUGCCCAACCUUACCGCAUCCAGAAGUGGACCCUCCUGGAAAGGGAUUUUUCCAUUUCUGGGGGAGAAUUUGGUCCUACAAUGAAACUGAAGCGCUCAGCAGUUCUUGAAAAGUACAAAGAAGAAAUUGAAUCAUUUUACAAAGAACCAAACAAUUAAUCAGGGCUUUUUUAUAGUCUCUACCGAGCAGAUGCUUUGGGUUCUUCUCCCCUGAGAAUCAGGCCAUCUUAAAGCAGGGGCACAGAAAGAAUCUCCAACAAAUCUGUUAGAACUCCAGGAAUGAUGGCGAUUCAGGCUGGCCACAGCUGUCAGGCCACAUGUAGCUCUGCAGCUGAACACCAGAAAGGGGCAAGCUUGCACUUGUAGAUACUUACUUUGAAUUCUAUGUGAUUAUAUUUGUUACCCCUAACAAAUGCACCCAGCGUAACCCCUCCACCUUCCUGAUCAUCUUCAGGCUUCUUGGACUAAUUCCUGUUAGAUUUGAUGAGCUUCAAAUCAAGGCAGCAGAGAGAGGAAAGGCAGGCUGCUGCCUGUCCUGUUGUGGAAGUGAUUUAUGACCAACACAUGAAAUGUCAGGGAGAGUAGAUCUGCUUAACUGCCAAGUACAAUGGCUUUCCACCUGCACUUGGUCUGAAAGUGCCAGUCAUCAAGGACUGAUGUUACCACGGUUAUGGCGCUUGCCUACGCCCUAGCACUUAAUGAAGCUGCUGACAUCUUUCUGAUGGUCACAAUUAAAUAAACUUGAACACUAAACAAAGCUUUCAAGGGGACUAAGUAUCUGAAUGCACUCACAGUUGGCGAAUAACAGCUAAUCUAGCCCUCCCACCCUUCAUGCGGCCUCCUCUACAUUUCUGAAAAGAUUAUCUGCCAGACAGAACGUUACUCAUUUUCCAAACUACUGAAGUUACACUCUGCUUGGGGGUCUGAAAAAUUCUGCAUAAAGUACAUAACUUCCAAAGCACAGGGAGAAAAACAGUAAUGACCCUGGCUACCCAAUGUUCGAUUCAACACAGGUAGCUAGUGUAGAAAAUAUAGACAGAAUACAUGAAAAGUACGGUCUGGUUACCUGGUUGAGUAGCUUCUCCAAUGCUGGCUCUUCUACACUAGUUAGGCGUAUUUUAGGAACAAGCUAGGCCCAAAGGAUUCAAGUGCUAGGAAAGCAAUUCGUCUUUGCACGGAACACGUGUAGAGAAAUUCCAGGUAUCUUUAACCAGUUUUUAAAAUCUUUAUUAUUUCACUAUGCAUGAAGCCAACAGGCACUCUUAGAGCUAGCACAAUCCAAAAAAAAUGCAGCAGCAGCAGCAUGAAGAAAAGAGAGUCCCUUCUGAGUGAGCUAAAGCCCUGGCCAGGGGCCUCAGGGAGCCUUCCCCUCACGGCAGGCUAAGGACAGACACAAUCACUUUGACUGAGGGUAUGAUAGGAAAUAGCUGCCAUCUUGCCCCUACAGGUUCACAGAGAUGAGAAAGGAACUGGCCAACUACAGGCCCCAAGCAGGACGCAGCGAGGAGGACUCCCCUAACAAGGGGACUGAAUGCUCAGGAGUCAAUCUCGUGGGCGUCUCAAUGCAGCCUGAGAGCUGACCGCUCCCUCUGGACGGCCCCAGAGCAUCGGCAGCACCUGCUCCAGCCGGGACAGCUGGCUCACCAGCAAGGUGACGGUUACAGACACAGCACGCACGACACAUCCGAUACAGUGACAGCUCCAGAGCUGCUGGGCCAAGGACUUCCAGGUAUUCAGCACAACUAUGCAGAAAGCUUUACCCACUCAAAACGUAAACAUUUCAUUCGGGGAACUGCCAUCCCUUUUUUUUUUCACUGAAAGCACUAGGAUAAGCAAAGAAAUAUUAAACUAUCUUAAAAAUACCUCCACACAUAACAUGUUGGAUUAGAAUGCUCUCUGUCCUCCAUAGACUAUCUAGUUUUAUAGACAAAAAAAUACAUCUCUGAUUAAAUACA